Molecule: messenger RNA, 723 nt
Organism: Amyelois transitella
Lineage: Eukaryota; Metazoa; Arthropoda; Insecta; Lepidoptera; Pyralidae
Gene: Cks30A
Product: cyclin-dependent kinases regulatory subunit
Exons: 3
Coding region: 242-481 (79 amino acids)
Biological process (GO): regulation of mitotic cell cycle
Cellular component (GO): cyclin-dependent protein kinase holoenzyme complex; SCF ubiquitin ligase complex
Molecular function (GO): cyclin-dependent protein serine/threonine kinase activator activity; ubiquitin binding; histone binding
Source: RefSeq, a predicted model, not a curated record
UCAGCUUUCCAUUCGAAUUUUGAAAUACGUUAACGUUUGUUUCCAUUUUGUUUCACUUCUUUGUCGUAAUAUUCACAACAAAAAAACGAGUUUUCUUCGUGAUUUCUAGAAAUUGUGUAAAGAUUUGUUGUAAACACGAAUAACGGAAUAUAACUGGGGUUGUGCGACAUACUGAAAACUUCAAAGUUUUGUGUGUUUUCGUAUAUAAUUUAUUAAAAACCUUGGUGCACACAUUUAGGAAAUGUCGCGAGACAUCUAUUAUUCCGACAAAUAUUAUGACGAAGAACACGAAUAUAGGCAUGUGGUGUUGCCUAAAGAGAUGGUCAAAUUAGUACCUAAAAACCACUUGAUGUCUGAGCAAGAGUGGCGUAGCAUUGGGGUUCAGCAGAGCCAAGGAUGGGUGCACUACAUGACCCACCAACCUGAACCCCACAUUCUUCUGUUCAGGAGAAAGAAGACGACACCACCAGAAAAGAAGUAAAUCUUAUACGGCGAGGUUGUGAAUGGGGUGUGAAUGUAGUGUAGUAAGAUUAUUCUUACAAACAGCUUGUAACAUACAUGAGAUUAUAUGUGAUAAUUUAGCCAGCAUACUAUGAGACCACAUAAUGUCAUAUACAUAUAUCAGAUUUAGAAAAAAUAGGUACUCUAUACCUUAACUUUUUGGAGUAUAACCGCCAUAAUUAAUAUAUAUCAAACAUAAAUUAAAUGCUUGGUAAUUUCUUU